This is a messenger RNA of Fukomys damarensis (Damara mole-rat), 4076 nucleotides long. RefSeq names its product ATPase H+ transporting V1 subunit A (gene Atp6v1a). Bases 323 to 2179 code for a protein of 618 amino acids. Gene Ontology annotation, biological process: proton transmembrane transport; ATP metabolic process. Gene Ontology annotation, cellular component: proton-transporting V-type ATPase, V1 domain; lysosomal membrane. The record is from RefSeq and is a predicted model, not a curated record. Gene Ontology annotation, molecular function: ATP binding; ATP hydrolysis activity; proton-transporting ATPase activity, rotational mechanism. Lineage: Eukaryota; Metazoa; Chordata; Mammalia; Rodentia; Bathyergidae. The transcript has 15 exons.
CUUGAACGUCACUUCCUUAGCGAUGCUCUUUAACCUUUGCCGUCCUCUCUCUCUGCACUGCAGCUUACAACGCAGUCUUUGUAAAAAUGUAUGUUUAUUUUUUCCAUUAACCGCAAAAAAAUUAAUAUUCAAGCGACCCGCUAAGAUUCAAUUCCGUGAGACGCCGCGAGCCUAGAUGGGGGAGGCAGGGCGGAGCUCGAGGUCACGUGUCUAGCUAGAACCGCCCCCCUGCAGCUGAAGACUUCCCCUCCCACAGUGACAGAGCCUCGGGGUCGGUGGUCGGGACGCUGUCUGCUCUUCCAGUCCCAGCAGGUAAAUUAACAUGAUGGAUUUCUCUAAACUACCCAAGAUACUUGAUGAAGAGAAAGAAAGCACAUUUGGUUAUGUGCAUGGGGUCUCAGGACCUGUUGUUACAGCAUGUGACAUGGCAGGUGCAGCCAUGUAUGAGCUGGUGAGAGUGGGCCACAGUGAGUUGGUUGGAGAGAUUAUUCGGUUGGAAGGUGAUAUGGCUACUAUUCAGGUGUACGAAGAAACCUCUGGUGUGUCUGUUGGAGACCCUGUACUCCGUACUGGUAAACCCCUUUCGGUAGAGCUUGGUCCUGGCAUUAUGGGAGCCAUUUUUGAUGGCAUUCAAAGGCCUUUGUCAGAUAUCAGCAGUCAAACCCAAAGUAUCUACAUCCCAAGAGGAGUAAAUGUGUCUGCCCUUAGCAGAGAUAUCAAGUGGGAUUUUACACCAUGCAAAAACUUACGGGUUGGCAGUCACAUCACUGGUGGAGAUAUUUAUGCAAUUGUGAAUGAGAAUUCACUCAUCAAACACAAAAUCAUGUUACCUCCAAGAAAUAGAGGGACUGUGACUUACAUUGCUCCACCUGGGAAUUAUGAUGCCUCUGAUGUAGUCUUGGAGCUUGAAUUUGAAGGCGUAAAGGAGAAGUUCAACAUGGUCCAAGUAUGGCCUGUCCGUCAAGUUCGGCCUGUCACCGAGAAGCUGCCAGCCAACCAUCCUUUGCUGACUGGCCAGCGAGUCUUGGAUGCCCUUUUUCCGUGUGUACAGGGAGGGACAACUGCUAUCCCUGGGGCUUUUGGCUGUGGAAAGACAGUAAUAUCACAGUCUCUGUCCAAAUAUUCUAACAGUGAUGUGAUCAUCUACGUAGGAUGUGGUGAAAGAGGAAAUGAGAUGUCUGAAGUUCUCCGGGAUUUCCCAGAGCUCACUAUGGAAGUUGAUGGUAAGGUAGAAUCAAUUAUGAAGAGGACAGCUUUGGUAGCCAAUACCUCCAAUAUGCCUGUUGCUGCUAGAGAAGCUUCUAUUUAUACUGGAAUUACACUGUCAGAAUACUUCCGUGACAUGGGUUACCAUGUCAGUAUGAUGGCUGACUCUACCUCCAGAUGGGCUGAGGCCCUUAGAGAAAUUUCUGGUCGCUUAGCUGAAAUGCCUGCAGAUAGUGGCUAUCCUGCAUAUCUUGGUGCCCGUCUAGCCUCUUUCUAUGAGCGAGCAGGCAGAGUGAAGUGUCUUGGAAAUCCUGAAAGAGAAGGGAGUGUCAGCAUUGUAGGAGCAGUUUCUCCACCUGGUGGUGAUUUUUCUGAUCCAGUUACAUCUGCUACUCUUGGUAUUGUUCAGGUGUUCUGGGGCUUAGAUAAGAAAUUAGCUCAACGGAAGCACUUCCCCUCGGUCAACUGGCUCAUCAGCUACAGCAAAUACAUGCGGGCCUUGGAUGAGUACUAUGACAAACACUUCACAGAGUUUGUUCCUCUGAGGACCAAAGCUAAGGAAAUUCUUCAGGAAGAAGAAGACCUGGCAGAAAUUGUACAGCUUGUGGGAAAGGCUUCAUUAGCAGAAACUGAUAAAAUCACUCUAGAGGUAGCAAAACUCAUCAAAGAUGAUUUCCUGCAACAAAAUGGAUAUACACCUUAUGACAGGUUCUGCCCAUUCUACAAGACAGUAGGGAUGCUGUCUAACAUGAUUUCAUUUUAUGAUAUGGCUCGUAGAGCUGUUGAGACCACUGCCCAGAGUGACAAUAAAAUCACAUGGUCCAUUAUCCGUGAGCACAUGGGGGAGAUACUCUACAAACUUUCCUCCAUGAAAUUCAAGGAUCCAGUGAAAGAUGGUGAGGCAAAGAUCAAAGCCGACUAUGCACAACUUCUUGAAGAUAUGCAGAAUGCAUUCCGUAGCCUUGAAGAUUAGAACUGUGAUUUCUUUCCUCCUUUUUCCUCAGCAAGCUCACAUGUGUAUAUUUUCCUCAGUUUCUCAUCUCAGACCCUUAGCUUCUUUAUUGUGUAGCUUUGUGACUAGUGCCUAUGUGUGUUAGUUGUUUUGCAGUUUAUUUGGUAGGUCUUAUAUAAAAGAAACAUUCCUUUGUUGCAGUGUUUGAUGGUCCUCCCUGAUCCUUUACCUGAAGUGGUGAAUGUAGUAAAUAUGAUAAACAAUGGCUGUACUACUGUAAACGUGUUUUGAAGAUGACAGCCCUCCUUGUCCUGGGCUUUCUCUUUCCUCGUGUCCAUUAAAUUGUAAACAGGACUGCUGCAUGUAUACUCUUGGCAGUGAAUUUUGAAUGAAAGGCCCAAUGUCUAAACCUUUUGACAGAUACUUGGGAAACAACUCAAUAUCUAUGUGGUAAGCCCAUGUGUAGCUUAGCGUUUUGCUAAGUAACUGCUUUGCAGGAAAUACUUUUUAAAAGGUGAAUGAUUAAUGUAACAAUUAUGCAUUGCUUUUCCAGUAUAAAUCAGGAAUAUUUAUGGGAAACUACUGGGGACUAUACUGUUUUAAAACAGGCAUUUUGGGGAGCUCAGCAGAAUAGAUGAAUCAGUACCCUCUAAAAAAGUGGGAAAAAGGGACCAGAUAGUCAAAUUUAGAUUAAUAUCAUUUUUUAAAGUAGGAAAACUUUAGUAUCAAGGACUAUUAUAUACUACAUUACUAGAAAAUCCCUUUAAAAAUAUAAUUAAAAUAAUAAUAAGAAACUCGAACUACAUCAUAUUCUCUUUCUUUUCCUCAAACAGCACAUAAGCCUGAGUGUCUAAGAAGCGUGUAGCAGUAUAAUGGACAGUGAAAUUCCGCAGAGAAGAUACUUAGUACUAGUGCUUUAAGGCUUUUUGCCCUGUAAGAACCAGCUGUGCUGUAGCAAUUCCUUGGGGCCAGAGUAGCAUGAUGUUUUUACAGAGUAUUGACAUGUAUCACUUGUUUGCAUGUUUGUUUGCUUGUUGAAUUUUUGAACACCUGGCUUACCAGUUGUAGAAAAUUUUAUUUUCAUGUGGUUUUUCAUUCACUGGCUCAGAAAAUUUUUCCGAUUGUCCAUGGCUAUAGGAGCAUAGCAGUCUCCAUUCUGUUUCAUGGGGAUGAAAUUAAUGCUUACAUUGAUUGGUAACAAAAUCCGGGUCAUGUGGAAAAAAAAAGAGAUAAUUUUCUGUCUUUUCGGUAUAUGUUUAAAAAUAAUAAGGCACACUGUAGAGCAGCUCUAAGAUCAAGUUUCCUAUUAAAUCUUUCUGAUAGAUAUUGCUGGCACCAUUGCUUCAUCUUUGGGAAGAGGAAAGAGUAUGUGAACAUGUCUGACAAUCUCAAAUACACAAAUAUAAUAGCAUAAAUAAAAAUAUGUAUUUUAUGCCUCUGUUAUUUAAAUUUUUAUGUAAUACAUAUCUUUUGUUCAUUAAAGAAAGAUGCAGCCAGUUGAGAAUUCAGAUGUAGUUUUAUGUACAUUCUUGCAAGCUGCAUGUUUUUACAGUGGACUGCCAUUGGGGAAAGAUAGUCUUCCAUACAACUUUUUUAACCUUUCAGAAUAUUGACAAAAUUAUGCAGUGAUUUGCUGAGAUGUGGACUUAAUGGUGCUGCUUUAUCAGUUUGCUCCCAGUGAGACCUUCCUACCUAGAGGCCCUAAAACUAGUGAAAGUUAAAAGCAUUUCAAAAACUUUCUAUUCCUACUUUAAACCUACCAGCAAACAAGAAUUGUGGUCAUGAUAAAUGAUAUGAAGAAACUAAUUGACCAAGUUUGUUUUUUGUUUGUUUUUUUUUUUUGUCAUCCUGAAUUUGAGAUGUACAUUUUUAUUCCUUUUAAGAAUGUUGUUGUAUGAAUGCAAGGAUGCUAGAGAAA